UGACAACCACUCCCCUACAGUUACAUGAAAAUGAUAUUCCAACAAGAAGAAAUUAGAUCCUAUAUCUGCCAUUUUAGAAUCAAACACUUAAUUUUUCAAGAAAAUGAGAGAAAUCCUUCAUAUUCAAGCCGGCCAAUGCGGAAACCAGAUCGGUGCAAAAUUUUGGGAGGUGGUUUGUGAUGAACAUGGAAUCGACGCGAGUGGGAAGUACUACGGAAACACUCAUGUUCAAUUAGAGAGAGUGAAUGUGUACUACAACGAGGCUAGUGGUGGUCGAUAUGUCCCAAGAGCUGUAUUGGUCGAUCUAGAGCCCGGUACCAUGGACAGUCUGCGUGCCGGACCUUACGGGAAAAUUUUCCGCCCCGAUAACUUUAUUUUCGGCCAAAAUGGUGCCGGAAACAAUUGGGCCAAGGGACAUUACACCGAAGGUGCCGAGUUAGUUGAUGCAGUUCUUGAUGUUGUUCGUAAGGAAGCUGAGAACUGCGACUGCUUACAAGGAUUUCAAGUAUGUCAUUCGCUUGGAGGUGGUACUGGAUCCGGUAUGGGUACUUUAUUGAUAUCGAAGAUCCGAGAGGAAUAUCCAGAUAGGAUGAUGUUGACAUUUUCAGUGUUUCCAUCACCAAAGGUGUCGGACACAGUGGUUGAGCCUUACAAUGCCACCUUGUCUGUCCAUCAGUUGGUCGAAAACGCUGACGAGUGUAUGGUACUCGAUAACGAAGCGUUGUAUGAUAUCUGUUUCCGGACCCUAAAACUCACCAACCCAAGCUUUGGGGACUUGAACCACUUGAUAUCAACUACCAUGAGUGGGGUCACUUGUUGCCUCCGUUUCCCCGGUCAACUCAACUCCGAUCUCCGGAAGCUCGCCGUGAAUCUGAUUCCAUUCCCACGUCUCCACUUCUUCAUGGUCGGAUUUGCACCGUUGACUUCCCGUGGAUCACAGCAAUACCGUGCCCUAACCAUCCCGGAGCUCACCCAACAGAUGUGGGAUUCCAAGAACAUGAUGUGCGCCGCUGACCCCCGUCACGGCCGCUACCUCACCGCCUCCGCCAUGUUCAGGGGCAAAAUGUCCACCAAAGAAGUCGACGAGCAAAUGAUCAAUGUACAGAACAAAACUCCUCUUAUUUCGUUGAAUGGAUCCCUAACAAUGGAGAUGUUCCGGCGAGUUUCCGAACAGUUCACUGUAAUGUUUAGGAGGAAGGCUUUCUUGCAUUGGUACACCAGUGAGGGGAUGGAUGAGAUGGAAUUCACGGAGGCGGAGAGCAACAUGAAUGAUUUGGUGUCGGAGUAUCAGCAAUAUCAGGAUGCGGUGGCCGACGACGAUGUUGAGGAUGAUGUGUAUGGGGAAGAAGAAGAAGAAAAUUAA
Lactuca virosa is the source of this 1363-nucleotide messenger RNA. NCBI's taxonomy places the organism in Eukaryota, Viridiplantae, Streptophyta, Magnoliopsida, Asterales, Asteraceae. The record is from the annotation of a GenBank genome assembly.